AUGCCAUGCUACCUGGUGGAACAGUACAAUCCGCUUGACGUAGAAAACACGGGAAUGCCAGGGGGCACAUUUGGCUUGGGUAAUGAUAAGAAUUACGGACUGUGCCGUGUGCACAGGGCGAGCAACGCGCUUAAUCGAUCUUCUCGCUUGAGAAAGCUCUCGCAAGCUUCGGUGACUUUGGUGACAGGUGCCAACGGCAGGGAAGGUCCUGCCGUUAAUUCAGAGACGAUCCGUUCCACUGCUGAAAUUGGGCAGCUGCAUUUGACCAACAUGUGCACUUCAGCAAUGUCUAAUGGUCCAGAAAGGAGCAGCUGGAAAGAGGCGAGUUUCGAGGGAGCAAUCCUGGUACCGAAAGGCGAAGCUGACCAUGCAUGCAGAACGCGAGUCGCAGGCUCCGCAAAAAAUGCCAGUUUAUCGAUGGACUACGUCCAUUUGAACAUCGGCACCACAUACAAGUUGCAUUAUUAG
Molecule: messenger RNA, 468 nt
Organism: Soboliphyme baturini
Lineage: Eukaryota; Metazoa; Nematoda; Enoplea; Dioctophymatida; Soboliphymatidae
Source: the annotation of a GenBank genome assembly